AUGUCGCUAUCGCCCACCCUGGCGCCGCCUGGCGCUCUAGCCGAAGUGCGUCUGCUCGGCUUCUUAUGGGCUGCUCGCCAAACCAACCUUUCUUUGUUGACAACUAAUGCAACAAACGCACUCACCAAAUCCUUCGAUGCCACAGGCAUGCAUACCCAGGCUGUAGCUAUCGCACCAGGCUCCAACCCACUUAUUUUUGCGGCUCAACUCUCUCCUCUUCUGGUCAGCACAAUCUUUGUUGUUGCGCCUCGCUUGCUCCGCGCUGCUCGCAACAUCUUUCUCAGUACAAAGCCUGGCGAUAGCAGUGCUGCCUGCCCUCGUUCCGUUUUCAACUACUUUGCACCGUUCGUGACGGAGGAGGAUGUACGACGCCAUCGGCUUGAGUCGCUCAAGCAUUCUGUUCCAACCACAAACAUCCACGUAAAUGGAGCAACGAUCUCGGCUAUCACCGCGACCCACUUGUUUGGCAUGGGGGGAUUCGCAAGGCAGCGCAGACGCCUCAAUCGACUCCUCUUCAUCAGUCUUUUUCAGGCAGCAGCAUCUGCCGCUCUCUUGGGCUGGACAGUGACGUCCUUCGAACAGUCGCGAGUGCUCAGUGGCCUUUCUCCAGUCACCGCCUGGAUCACAAUCUUUUUUCGAUUGCUGCUCCAGCCUCCGCAGACGCCAAGCUUCGACCUGGUCGCCUUGCUGCUCUCGCUCAACGUCAGUGCUUGGAUCGACCUCUUCACUUUUGUGCCCGUGUUCACCGCUCCUUCCACCACCGCCAAGCUGGAUGCCGUGCUGAACGCUCGACUUCUGCUCAGCGCCACGAAUGCGAUCAUCUGCAUCUAUGCUGCAUCGAUUUGUCUGCGUAUGCCAGUCGCACAAGGUGGUUACGAAGCCGUCGUGGAUCUCAGCGAACGUGUUCGACAACACACGGAGUCCGUCCCUAAAGUUCCCUCUCACCAACACUCGGCCGCCGUAGAGUAUCGACUCUGUCCUACCUCGCCCGAAGAUUACUGCAGCCUCUACGAGAAUCUUUCAUAUUCAUGGAUGGCUCCCAUCCAGAAGCUGGCUCUAGAGCGCUCGCUUGUUCCUACUGAUGUUUGGCGUCUUCGAUCCAUCAACGAUACGCGUCUGCUCUAUCACAAAUUCAAAGCUCUCGAGCAGCCUCUGGAGGCAGCCGGCUACAAACCUCGCCUAUUGUCCCGCAUUCUACGUGCCAACGCCAACGAUAUCCUCCUCGACGCUUGCUUCAAGCUCAUCAGCGUGAGCUUUGCCUACCUCGGCACCUACAUUCUGAAAAGCAUCCUUGACGAAAUUCAGAUAGCAGCAACGCACCACGAGAGCAGUCCUAACAAAGGCGACAGCCCCUCUGGUGCGCAGUGGACGCCUCGUCAAAGGGCAUUUGCCUACGCAUGCAUCGGCCUCUGCCUCACCGUGGUGCGUUUCCUAGCCGAGCUCCAAAAUUUCCACCACGCUCGUCAGGUUGGUCUAAGACUGCGGUCUACCCUCGUUGUCUCUCUCUUUGAGAAAGCGCUCAAGAGGCGAGACCUCAGCGGUCAGACAAAGUCGUCAUCGGCGGACCUUCCAGACAUGUCUGAGAAUUCAGUAGAGACGGAACCUGACAGUGCCACACCAAGCUCUGUCGUAUCUCACAGUCCGAGUGGCUCGGAAAACGGGACAUCUGUUGCCGACGCAAACGCUAUCGCCGCGAACGAUUCGUAUCUGCAGCCGCAAAGACGAGGAGACGUGCGCCAGAAGCAAUCCUGGAGUUCGUCACUCCGCGUCAACAAGCUAAAACAGGUUUCCUUCGACUCGCUUCGAUCCAAGAUCUGGCAGCAAUCGCCUCAAAGCAAGAGCAAACGAGCGCAAGGGCUCAAACAGCAUGAGGACGAGCAGGGCGCUGACGUGGGCAAGAUCGUCAACAUGAUGGCAUCGGAUGUUAACAUCCUCUUGCGCAUGGGCUGCGAUCUCCAUCAGCUUUACGGUGCCCCAUUGGAAGUCACCAUCGCCGCCAUUUUUCUUUACAAGCUUAUGGGCUGGAGCGCACUGGUUGGAUUUGGUAUUCUAGUCGCAGCGAUUCCCGUCAACUAUGUGUGGGGUGAAAUUGCCGUCAAGAAGCAGCGCGAAUACAGUUCAGCGCGUGAUGAACGCAUGGGCCUAAUGACCGAGCUCAUCGACGCCAUGCGCUUCGUCAAGAUCCAAGGUGUCGAGCCGCAAUGGGAGGAGCGCGUAGCAUCGGCUCGACGUAAAGAGAUCCACAAACUGAUCUGGUCGCGCGUCAUGACGUUUCUCUUUGAGCUGCUUUGGACCGUGAUUCCUGUCCUCGUCACACUGGUCAGCUUCUUCUUCUACGUCAAGGUGGCGGGAGAGGAGCUUACUGUUUCGACUGCGUUCACUGCCAUCGCUCUCUUCACCAUGAUACGACCACCUCUCAAUGCUAUUCCCGGCUUCUUGAUGGGAGGUCUGAUCGCUAUGGUCAGCAUCCAGCGACUUGAAUCGUUUCUCAACGAGCAAGAGGUCGAGGAAGCUGUCAGUCAGCUCUCCAGGCAGCGCUCAUCACCACCAGACAGAAGUAAGGACCAAUAUGUCGACGGAGCCGAUAACGGGAUCCAGAUGACGAGUGAUAUGUAUGCCAGCGAGCUUGCGAUCAAAGGCUGCAGUUUCUUUUGGCACAAUACACAGACAACUAUGCGCCCUGAGCCAGGUGACGAUAGGACCGACGAAGCUUCUGCGAGCGAUCCGCACUAUUCUAGCUUUAGCCUUCGCGACAUCGACGUCAGCUUCCCCGCCGAAAAACUCACGCUAAUCAUCGGACCGACUGCCUCAGGCAAGAGCAGCUUGCUCGCAGCCAUCCUGGGCGAGAUGCUCGAAUCGAAAGAAGGCACCGUUGUUCGCAACAAGUUUGACAAGCAUGGCAACAGUCUUUUCAGUUAUGCAAAUCAACUGCCAUGGCUCGAAGCCGGCAGAUCUGUGCGGGACAACAUUCUCUUUGGCACUGCCUUUGACGAGGUCAGGUACAAGUUGUGUAUCCAGGCUUGUGCGCUUCAAAACGACCUUGACUCGAUGGACGAUGGUGACUUGACAAACAUCGGCUCACACACUGUAUCCGGUGGGCAAAAGGCGCGUAUCUCGCUCGCUCGUGCUUUGUACGCGCGCUCCAACACUGUCCUUCUCGACGAUGUCCUAUCAGCCGUCGACGCACGCGUGCAGAGCCAUAUCGUGAAGAACGCAAUUUUGGGACCCAUUGCCAGACGUCGUCGGAUCGUCAUGGUCACCCACCAUGUGCACCUUUUGGUCGAUCACGCGGCAUUGGUGAUCAGUAUGCAUAACGGACGAAUUCUGCAUCAAGGGAAACCUGCCGAAUUGCAAGCGAAAGGUCUGGUCCCCUCUUCACGCCACAAUGGAAAAGACAAAUCACGUGGUGCUCGGGCAGAGGCAGGGGCUGUGGAUCGCGAUGCUGACUCGAAGGAAUCUGCUCAUCUGUCCGGUCUCUCUCCUGACAAAGAUGCGGCUGGUGCAGCUUCAAAUGAUGGCCUGACAUUGGCGGUCACACCGAAGCGUUCGAUGGAGCUUGCGUCAGGAGCUCAAACUCCGCGUCUUUUGCACCAGGAGGAAAAGCGCAGAGAAGGGGCCGUCAGCUGGGUUUCUUACCAAACAUACCUGCAAGCGUCUUCGCUUCGCAUUUGGGCAGUUCUGGUCUUAUUUCUGCUGCUGCUGCGUCUGUCCGAGUCGUUCGGCCAGUAUUGGCUCAAGGUCUGGGGCGAGGCUUAUAAAACCUAUGCUCUGCAUUCACUUUCGUCCUUCAUGAUGACGAUGAUGCCCUCUCGCCUUCCAUUUGACUUGCCCCCAGCUGAAGGACACGCUGGCUUCUACUUGGCCGUCUAUGGCUUGAGUGGCUUUGCGGUCAUUCUGUUCAACAGCUCUAGGGCUGUCUGCUUCUACGUUGCUUCGGUUCGAGCAUCGCAGAAUUUGUUUGCGACCCUCUUGGCCAACGUUAUGCGUGCCCCGCUUCGAUGGUUCGACGUCACUCCUGCGGGUCGAAUCAUGAACCGCUUCGGAACGGACAUGGACUGCAUCGACAACGUCUUGCCGCAGUCGAUCAUGAACCUUGGCAACAACGCCUUUUCGAUGGCCGCCUACUUUUUGAUCUGUGUCGUGAUUGUUCCCGCGUUCUUGGUGCCUAGUUGCUUGCUGGUCUUACUGGGUCCUUGGCUGGUAGGCGGGUUUCUCGCAUGCACGCGGGAUAUGCAGAGGAUCGAAGCAACCUCGACCUCGCCUAUCUACGGACACUUUCAGCAGGCGUUGUCCGGCAUCGUCACGAUUCGAGCAUUUGGUGCGGAACCGCGCUUGCUCGAAUCCAUGCUGGAUGCAGUCGAUCUGUAUCAAUCGCUGUGGUGGGCUGUUUGCACCAUGGAAGUGUGGCUCAGCUUUCGGUCGCAGAUCUUGGGUGGCGUUUCAGUCUUUGUAGUCACUCUGCUGGCUCUGUCGGGCGCCGUGUCACCAGGUUCGGCGGGUCUGGCCCUGUCGUCGGCGCAACUCCUGUGUCAAUUGGCGUACUACCUUGUCAACGACUUCAAGAAUCUGGCCAACAGCUUCAACUCGCUCGAACGAGUUGCAGAAUAUCAACAGAUGCCGCGCGAAGAAAACGACCAAAUCGUAGCUGGAUAUUCGACCCGGCUCGUUCCGGCCGCAUGGCCGUCGGCUCGUGGGCGCAUUGUCUUUGAUAAUGUGAGAUUGCGGUACGCUGACGAUUUGCCUGACGUGCUCAAAGGGGUAAGCUUCGAUGUCAAGCCUGGAGAAAAGGUGGGCAUCAUCGGACGAACAGGAAGCGGCAAGAGCAGCCUGGCGUCGAGCCUGUUCCGGGCGGUCGAGCUGAGUGGCGGUCGAAUCUUGGUGGAUGAUAUCGAUAUCAAGACGAUUCCCCUUCAGCAACUGCGUAGUCGACUGAGCAUAGUCAUGCAGGAUCCGGUGCUGUUCUCUGGCACGGUCCGAGACAAUCUGGACCCUUUCAACGAACAUGGGGAUGCAGAAGUGGUCGAUGCACUUGUCAAGGUUGGGCUCGCUUCGCCGACGGGCAGUCGCGACGACAGCGACGAUGAUCAAGAUCAACUGGUUGAUCUAUCGGGGACCGACGCUGGAGCGCAUGCGAAGCUGCCUCUAGGCUCGAGUAUGCGACUGAGGCUCGAUACACGCGUCUCUUCAGGCGGUGCUAACUUUUCUGCUGGCCAAGCGCAGCUUCUCUCACUCGCGCGAUCUCUGCUGCGCUCGACGCGAAUCCUCAUCUUGGACGAAGCUACCUCAUCGACCGACAUGCACACGGAUGCCAUGGUGCAACGAGUCAUGCACACAGCGCUCAAAGACUCGAUCGUCAUCUGCAUAGCGCAUCGUCUCAAAAGCGUGAUCGACUAUGACAGGAUUCUGGUCAUGCAGAACGGCCAAUUAGUCGAAUGCGGAAGCCCGAAAGAAUUGCUCUCCAAGUCGGACACGGACGAAAGCGCAUUUUUCAAGAAGCUUUGCAAACACUCGGCGGAGUAUAAGGAGCUUUGCGCUUCUGCUGGUGUUGAGCGCAUCUGA
Messenger RNA from Mycosarcoma maydis (corn smut), 5559 nucleotides. RefSeq lists its product as uncharacterized. Bases 1 to 5559 code for a protein of 1852 amino acids. Gene Ontology annotation, cellular component: fungal-type vacuole; membrane. Lineage: Eukaryota; Fungi; Basidiomycota; Ustilaginomycetes; Ustilaginales. The record is from RefSeq and is a predicted model, not a curated record. Gene Ontology annotation, biological process: transmembrane transport. Gene Ontology annotation, molecular function: ABC-type peptide transporter activity; ATP hydrolysis activity; ATP binding. The transcript has 2 exons.